AGCACAUCAACAGCGCAAACCAGCAGCUGUCGGGAUCGAAGCGCUCACACUGUGGCGUCACCCUUGAAAUUGACUUUCACACUCCUUCUUCUCUCCACCGCACAACACGGCAUCAACCGCAACCGGCAAAUGACAAUUUCACAAAGUCCUUUUGGCAACACCAAAUUGAUGCCAUAGUUCGUUGUAAUCCUCUCCCUGCCCGGUUACCUUGCAACAUGGCGACGGCCAACGGCAAUAGCGUCGCCCCUUUGGCUUCGCUGUCUGCGACUCCAAUUGCACAGUUAAAUCCCGAUUUGCCCAAUCAAGCCUCGCGCUCCGUCCGCGGCGAGGUCACCAUUACCUGGCCUUACAAUUCCGUCACCAAGAAACUCGCCUUUCUAAUCGCUGAGCCCGACGUGCGCCUCCGCCGCGCGAAGGGGCAAAUACGGAUAGAACUUCACGGGCCAAGCGCGAAAGCUGCUUCUGAAAGCGGACUCGGGGCCAGCGAUGAACUACUCUUCAGCUUGGCUGGCGCAGAAUGGUCCAAGGAUGCCUCUCCCGGACGCAUCCCGGGCGCCAGAGUGGAAUGGCAGCUGCAGUUCAACCAGAAACUCGCCCUCCAGGUCAAGUUCGGUGAGACGGGCGAGAUAAAGCACAUCAACAUCGACGGUCCCACGGCCGAACAACCGGACGACCUGAUGACCGAAGCGCCGAGGAUAGCCACACCCGAACCGGAACCGACCUUGCCCGAAAUCCCAACCACCGUCCGCAAAAUAUCCGAAUUCACGGCGAACGAAUACCACUCGCCGGCCUUUGUUAAACGCGCCCGCCUUUCGUAUGGCGCCCUGUUUGAGGGCGGUUUCGACAUUUUCGAGGAGGAUGGUGGAGUCAAGGGCAGAGGCCGAAAGAGGACCCGGUUUGGUCGCGACAGCAGCGCGUGGCGUUACAGCAGUCAGUCGCCGAGCCCUGAGCGUGAUACGUCAGUCUCGGACGCCAUGGACGAGGAUCCGUUGGAAGACGCCACCCCUCGGUCGCAGCCCAAGCCGCAGAUGGCGGAUGAGGGUUGCCAGACCGUCGAGGCCGAGACGGAAACAAGUGAUGCCACCCUUCCGAGAUGGGAAAAGAUUCCGGUUCCGCCAGAGACUCCGACUCCCCUCUCCCGGAAACCCUCAGUUGCUCCUACCCAAAGACAGCAAACUGCAACUCCUGAGCUCAUACCUGUCACCACUAUUGCUCAAGAUGAACCGAGCCCUGCGGUACAGCAACAAGCCAUUGAUAUACCCUCGGAGGAACCCGUCUCAGCUACAGAGUCAGCACUUGCGGCGGAACCCGAUCGGCCAUCACCUUGGCCACCGACCGGAGGGGAAGAGCCCCAAGAGCAGUCCCGCGCAACGGAUUCCCAGCAAAAUAUGCCGGCGGAAAGCAACGCCGAAACAGCCACAAGUGCUCUGUUCGGUCCGAGAUCCUUUACCUCCAGCUUCUCUUCUUUCGGUGCCAGUGCGCCCGCUCGAGUAGAGACAAACCUAAGUCUAGCUGAGCAGGUCAGAUUCGGCUUUUCCCAUAUACCACAAACAACACGUUCUCCGUCUCCACAAAAGCCCGAGCCUGCCCCCGAGACGACCUUUCACCAGCAAGACCCAUACCCGAUGGCCUUCCUUGAUAACGCACCGGCCCUCCCCAAACGUACCGAGAUGGAUACCUACCCCAAUGCAGUGGGCGAAGAGGAAGAGGUGGGUGUACAAGGCGAAACCAUGCCUCCAGAGCCGCCCGCGGUUGAAAUCUUUGGCGAGGGCCAAUGGGAGAUGUCGACACAGCCCCCGCACUACAAUAUGAUCGAAGGCGGCCAUUUCGGUGCAGAUACUCUCGGUGAAGGGACACGAGUCACAGCUGGGCAGCCUUCGCUUCAUGCGGACAACAUUUCCCCAGGUGCGGUGCCAGAGGGCUUUGCCAGCUAUGGGCAUGAGAAUAUGCUCGACAGACAUCAGGAGCAACCGCUACAGCCAGCAUUGCCGCACGAGGAUGAGCCUCUCGUAGAAAAUGAGGACACGAUCAGUGAAGACGAGGUCGGCGUUGAAGAAGAGAAGGAUGAAGACGCUGAAUCCGACGAAUAUGCCUAUGGUGAGCAAGUCGAAGAGGGAGACUACGACCAACGCAACUAUGAUAUCCCCUCUGAUGAUGAAGACGACCUCUCGGAAGAAGACGAGGAGGUUGAACUGGAGACAGAGGCGCGUUAUGGCAAUGGCGAGACGUACGAUGAGGAUGGCGAAGGUGAAGAGUGGGACGAGGAGGAAGAUUACGAGAGCGAGGAGGAGGAUUACGAAGAGGAGGAGGACGACGACGACGACGUGAGCCGCUACCAACCCAGGAGACCUGCUGCGCCAGCGCCGACAGGGGAACCCGUCGUUAUCAGCCUACUCUCCGAUUCUGAGGAUGAGGACGAGCCUGUCCCGCAACCGAGACAACCCGCGCCUACUCCCCAAACGGCACAUGCUCCGCCACCCGCGGAAAGCUCGGAAGCAGCAUCCAGUCCAAAACGCGAGGACUUCCCGGGCGUGCUGAAAACGAUAGAAACAAACAACACAGGGGAGGAGCGGGCUCCCACCGCCAUCUUCGCCCAAACCGAUGUUUUUGACUUCGCUGCCCGUGGAAGCUCCAAUAUCAUCCAGCGUCCAACAGCGCCAUCGGCAGGCCCGGAUGCCAACACUGGAACUCCACAAUUUACCACCCAAUUUCCCGGCUCAUUUGAAGUGUCUAGCGCCCGCGAUGAGUCUUAUAUUUCACACCCCGAGGUUGCGCCCAGUGAAGGCUCGUUGGCCCUUCCCUUUGUCUCGGAAACGAAACCUCCGCCUGCGCCGAGCGAAACGUCUUCGGAAGGCCUUUUUAUCUCACAAAUCCGCUCUCGGUCCCCUGUUGCAGAGGACCAGCAAUCUGACGCGGACUCCACCGACGAGCCCGAGCGGACUACCGAAGGCUCUACAGAUGGUGACACGGAGCCGGGGGCUGAGAAAGCGAGGGCCCAAGAUGAAUUCUCGAACGUGGAGGAACCCGAGGAGGAUGAAGCCGCCACCCCGACAGCAAAACUCGAGGACGAUGAUACUAGCCUACCCGAUGCAGAUGACUCGUCCUUCUCUAGUCAGGUUGAAAUGCCCGAGGUAGACGAAGCCGCCACCCCGCCAGCCGAACCCCGAGACGAUGAUACCAGCCUAUCUGACGCAGAUAAUCUGUCCUUUUCUAGUCAGGUUGAAGUGCUCGAGGAGGACGAGGCUCCCAUCCCGCCAGCCAAAUCCCGAGAUGAUGAUAGUGAUCUGCCCGAUGCAAAUGAUCUGUCCUUCUCCAGCCAGAUCGAGAUGCCCGAGGAGUUCGGGGAGAGCGAGGAUGAAUACAUGAGCGUGGACGAAAACGUCCCGUCCAACAAGGCCGCCACCGUGGACGCUGUUAUUUCAACUCUUGAGGUCGAAGAGGUCAUUUCUGAGGAAGACGUCGAGAUGGUUGAUGCCAUCUCAGCACGGGUGGAGUCGGCUUCCCCAGAGAAGGUGGCUUUAAGCCCUUCACGUGAAGGCUUGGGUGAGACGUCGGUUGUUUCUAGCCUUGUGAUCACCGAAGUCACGCCAGAAGUCGUCCCCACUGCUGCUGCUGAUGGACCUCUUCCGGAUGUUGAUACUUCUGAACAACAACAACGAGAGCAACAAGUCCCGCCACCUAUUUCAGUUGAUCGAGAGCUGGCCGCGGCGGAAUCGCUACAGCAGAUGGCGGAGGAUGUGGCUGAUAGUGCGGCUGGUAUUUCUGGGGCAGCGGCUGAAAGCCAAGAAGAAGCAGCUUUCACUUUCAGUUUCGAAACCCAGGUCGACUUCGCGGCUCCGAAGGUGCCCGAGCUCUCUCAAGAGUCUCCUCUUGAAAGCCCCGUUGAGGAUGCGGUUACAUCACCAGUGGGAUCCCAGCCUGAGACUGGCGAAAGUUUCGUCGUGGAUGGCGGGAUUAGCAACGAGGCAGAUGGUGUUAGCGCGUCGCCUGUGGAAACAUCCGCUGAGGCUCAGACUAGCGAUGUUCUGGACGCGGAACUCCAAGCUCAACCGCCCACAGUGGUGACGCCGGAUGGAAUUCCCGGAGAGGAUGAAGCAGAGCAUCUCAUGGAGACCGAAAAAUCUCAACAAACACAGGAGGAAGCCGAAACAGUUCAACAACCUUCAUCCCCAACAGCAGAAGACCUCGAGGAUGAAACAAUGAUUCUAGAGCAACUUACCCAGGAGCAACAGCAAUCUUUCGAGGCAGAAGCCGCCGAAUAUCAAAGCCGAGUCCGCUCAACCACUCCCGACCUUAGCGUUCAACUGGCCCGUCAAGCCGUGGCAUCCAAGCGUCACAAAAAGGCCGCUGCGGAGCCCGUCCGAACCAGCGCCCGGCUCAACCGCGCGCGGUCCAGCAGUCUCCGAUCAAACGGCACCAACGGCACACCAGAGAAAGAAAAAGCCAAGGAAGAAGACAACAGCGUCACGCUCGCCAGGGCAGCCCUAGCCUCACCCUCCAAGCGUGUCACCGAUGCCGCAACCGAAGCCGACGGCACCACCACCGCCCCAACCACAUCCGCCACCACGGCAACGGCGCUCAAAGCCGACCUCACCAAGCGCCUGCGCACCGAGCUACCGGAGUGCGUCGCGCUCAAGUCGCUGCGCACGCACCUCGACAAGUUCCCCAACGUCGUCGCCGUCGUCACCUCGUCGCCGCCCACCCAGCCGGCCCGCGCCAAGGGCGGGCCCCGCGAGUACUUCAUGUCCUUCCGCGUCACCGACCCCUCCGCCGCCCCCAGCGCCGUCGUCGAGGUCCACCUCUACCGCCCCCACAAGGACUCGCUCCCCGUCGUCCGCCCGGGCGACGUCGUGCUGCUGCAGCGCUUUCAGGUCAAGGCGCUGAGCAAGAGGGGGUGGGGGCUGCGCACGGGCAUGGAUAGUGCGUGGGCUGUGUGGGAGGGUGGUGGUGGUGGUGGUCAUGGCGGCGGUGAUGGGCGUGGUGAGGGUGAGGGUGAUGGUGUCGGGGAUAGUGGGGCGAGUCCGACGCCGGCGCCGCAGAUCAAGGGUCCGCCGGUGGAGGACUGGGAGGCUUAUGUUGGGUAUGUGGGCAAGUUGCGGGAGUGGUUUGCGCUGGUGGUGGGGGAUGCUGCGGCCAGGGGGAAGCUGGAGAGGGCGGACCGGAAGAUGGCUGAGGCGAAGUAACUACUGACUCGGUACGUGCUUCGCAAAUGGGCUGGAUUGGACUUUUCAGGGGGGUGGGAAGGAAAGGGAUUUGGGGGCGUUGAGUUGGGCAUAGCGAUAGGUUAGUGACAUGGCAUAACUAUGGGUUCUGUGUAAUGGGGGCUGAAAGGGCGGUCGGGUUGCUCGAGCAGCAGUCGGCUAGCCAGGUAGAUCAAAAUACUUUAUAUAAAUAAUGGCUAUCGACCACUGCGUCACAUCCGAG
Chaetomium fimeti is the source of this 5424-nucleotide messenger RNA. RefSeq lists its product as uncharacterized. Bases 216 to 5183 code for a protein of 1655 amino acids. Gene Ontology annotation, molecular function: DNA binding. Gene Ontology annotation, cellular component: chromosome, telomeric region. Gene Ontology annotation, biological process: telomere maintenance. Lineage: Eukaryota; Fungi; Ascomycota; Sordariomycetes; Sordariales; Chaetomiaceae. The transcript is spliced from 2 exons. The record is from RefSeq and is a predicted model, not a curated record.